CCCGGCCCUGAGGCGGUGUGAGGGGAAAAGGGACCGGCCCUGAGGCGGUGAGGAGACGGGACCGGCCCUGAGGAGACGGGACCGGCGGUUUGUGGAUUCAUCUCCAUUUCUACUGUAUUUCCAUGAACAAACCCCAAAAUCAAUGGCCAGGCUGAGUGUGAAGCCAGGGCAGCGGUUCACCGUGCAGGACUGGCACACCAACUCCCAGCUCAUCUCCUCUGACGCUGAACGACAGCGUUCUGCUUCCCACCAAGUCCGUCAGGAAGCCCGAGCUCUCCGCAACAAAACCACCAACCAGGCCAAAUGGGAUGAGCACAACAACCAGACCCGUCUGGAUGAACGUAUCAGCAGCACCAACAGAUGGAAAGAGACCUUGGACCAAUGCCUUGCAGCCAUAGAUGCAGAAAUCGAUGCCUUAAGUAAAGUGAAGGAAGCAGCAGAACUUGCCCUCCAGGCAAAGAACUUGCCCUUGGAUGUUUCUGUCGAGUGCCUGACGCUCCGCGAGAGCCGCCGCGCCAUCGAUGUGGUGAGGGACCCUGUGGAGGAGGAGCUGCAUAAGGAGGUGAAGCUGAUAGACAAAGCCAAGAGAGAACUGCAGCAGAGAGUGAGUGAAGCCUUCCAAGAGCUCUGCCUCUUACAGGCAGCUCGCCAGCAGCUGAGCCAUGACCAGCGCUGCAAGGUGGAAGCACUGGAAAUAGAUGGGAUGUGCUUAUCCCUCAACGUAAACUCCCCCAACAUCUCCUUCAAAGUCAACCCAACACGAGUCCCAGAGGGAUCAACUACACUUGCUGAGUGGGAACAGCACAGCCAGUGCAACAAGGAGCAUGCUGAGGCAGAGAUGAAAGCCUCCUCUCGGCUCCGAGAAGCGACGGUGCUUGCCAUUGCCCAGACAAGCAACGAGCUGGAGGCUCAGCGUGUGGCUACAGAGUUUGCCCUGCGCAAGAGGAUGAGAGAGCUGGAAAGCGCCUACGAUGAGCUGAAGUGGCAGGAGCAGAAUACCUUGGAGGAAAUUGCUGAGCUGGAGGAGGACAUCCAACACUUGGAGGAGGAUCUUAGGAGGAGGACAGAAGAUCUGAAAGUGGCCCAAACCCGCCUGGAGACGCGCACGAAUCGGCCCAACAAGGAGCUCUGCCGGGAUCAGGUGCAGUAUGGGCUGACAGAUGAGGUCCAGCAGCUGAGAGGAACCAUCUGUGCACUCAGCCAGAAGCUGCAGCAAUCUCAGGACACUUUGGAUGCUCUUUCCAGACAACUCCACCGCAUUCAGACUGACAGUGGCUACAAAGCCAAUUCCCUGAUGCUGGACAAAAAGUGCAUGGACAUCCGACAAAAACUCCUGGUCCCUGCCCCGAAAUUCAUGCCAGAGGUUGAUGCUUUCAAUGGGAGCACAAACCACCUGCUCUCCACACUGCAGAAGGGGCAGCUGGAGUUGGCUUAGUGCAACGAGGAGGAAGCUCCCAGUGACUCAGUUCCAUAGCAAGGAAGGUUUGACAUCUGUGUCGUGUUAGGAUAAUGUCAUUCUCCUCCCUCCUCCCGGUUUGUUGUGUAACUCUGUCCCCUCCAAUGCUGUUG
Colius striatus (speckled mousebird) is the source of this 1569-nucleotide messenger RNA. RefSeq names its product tektin 2 (gene TEKT2). Bases 143 to 1435 code for a protein of 430 amino acids. The record is from RefSeq and is a predicted model, not a curated record. Gene Ontology annotation, biological process: cilium movement involved in cell motility; cilium assembly. Lineage: Eukaryota; Metazoa; Chordata; Aves; Coliiformes; Coliidae. The transcript has 10 exons. Gene Ontology annotation, cellular component: microtubule cytoskeleton; nucleus.